UUCUACAAUAAUCCAAAAUGAAUCUGUCAUGUCUGCCUUUGAAUUUCGACUGUGGGAAUCACAAUUUUCUCUUCUUGGGCGCUGUCUUGAGCGACCCUGAAGUGAGGCAAACGGCCAAUCGGGAAAUGGUUGCCAAGACAAAAUAUUAAAAAAAUCGAUUCAUUUCAGCCUAUCAGCGUCGCCGAAAAAAAUGAUUGGGGGCGCUAGAAAUUGCGAACUACAGAAAUGUUUGUGCUGUCACCAUAGUGAUCAGCUAAACUUCUUUGUUGACGUUUUACACAAUCUGAGAGGAAUGAUGGCGGCGAUAUUGACCGUAGCUGAGGUGAAUCCACCAAAUUCAGUCAUUUCUUUGAGGAACUAUCCUUUCGCAAGAAGGACGAUGGCUGAAAGGAUACAGGUGAAGGAGCUGGGGCCCGACAAACCAGAGAUUAAUAUAGCACAGCCAACCAAAGAGGGGACGAGGAAGUACAUUCGGACUUUUAACCGAAGUUGGUUUGAGCGAAAGUCCUGGCUAACAGGCUGUGGGGCAACCAGUGCACUGUUUUGUUUUCCCUGCAUCCUCUUCAAAAAUGACAAGUCCGAUACGACAUGGACUGAGUCUGGACAGACGGAUUUAAAGCACUUAUCUGAACGGAUGAAAAAACACGAACGGUCAAGAGUGCACAUGGAGAAUUGUGUAAAGCUUGCCAUGCUAGGGAGGGUCAGCAUAGCGACUCAAUUAGACGACGGUCACCGCAUAGCCAUUCGGCGGCACAAUGAGGAGGUAGACAAAAAUAGACAUGUUUUGUCAAAGAUCAUUGAUUGUGUGAAAUUCUGUGGUGCGUUUGAGCUGGCAAUGAGGGGACACGACGAGAGAGAGAGUUCUGACAACCCAGGAAUUUUCAGGGGCCUGGUGGACCUAUUGGCUUCAAUCGAUCAGGACCUGAGGCAGCACCUGGACAACGCCACCGUGUUCAAAGGUACAUCCAAAACUGUACAAAACGAGCUGUUGGACUGUAUGCUGGCAGUCCUUAAAGAAAGAAUAAUCGAAGAGGUUACAACUGCGCGGUACGUAGCUAUCCAGGCAGACGAGACCACUGACGUAUCCACUCAUUGUCAGCUUGUUCUAGUACUACGCUACAUCGACAACGAGCAUAACGUACAAGAACGUUUUUUCGAGUUCAUGAAGCUGGAAAGGGCAUGUGCGGAUGUGAUAUCGGAUGCUUUGCUGGAGAGGCUGCGCACUAUUCUUCCCGAGGGCCAGGGUGGAAAGUUGAUUGCCCAGGCCUAUGAUGGGGCCGCUGUGAUGAGGGGAGCCACUGGCGGAGUGCAGCGCAAGGUGCAAGACAUCUACCCUACCGCGCAUUACACCCACUGUUACGCCCAUCAACUCAACCUUGUCAUGCAGAAAGCAACUUCUCACAUUCCCCAGAUAAGUCACUUCUUUUCAGAUAUGGGGGGAUUCGCUUCUUUUUUUACCAAGUCGACCAAGAGAACAGCUGUGCUUGAUGAAAUGGUGGCCCACAGACUUCCGAGUGCCUCGUCAACACGCUGGAACUUUAACAGUCGUGCAGUGAACACUGUGUACGAGCACAAGGAUGACCUGGUGAGGUGUUUUCAGACCAUCCGCAACAGCGACGCUUUUGAUGGACAGACAAACAGAGAAGCCGGUGGGUUUGUCCGUAUGCUGGAAGACGACUCAUUCUGUUUCUUCCUCAACCUCUUCCACAAGAUUAUGCCACAUGUCGAUAUCUUGUACAGCCAGCUACAGAGGAGAAACUGUGACUCCAUCUACAUCGGAGGGGCCAUGCAGGCAUUCAUUCGCCGCAUGCAGAAUAUCAGGGAUGCUGUCCCUUUCUUGGUUGGGGAUGAGGAGUACAGGGGACCUGUUCAGGAACCAGCCCCAAAGAGACGGAGAACGUUGGAAGAGGACAGACAGCAACGUUUGGCAGAGGAGGUGUGUGACACCAUUAUGACCCAUGCCACAGAGAGAUUUGCCUUCACCAAGCACCUUGUCAGCGCCACUCUGCUGCAAGGAGACCUCUUCCAACAGCACAGGAGAAAGUUCCCAGAUAGAGCCCUGGAAACUACAGUGGAAGCCUAUCCCUCACUGGACAAGGCCAGACUUAAAACAGAACUGUCCCUGAUCUAUGACAAUGAGGAGUUCCAGAAUUGCAGUGGUGCGCUGGCUCUUUACCAGGUUUUGAUGGCAAAUAACCUUCAGGACACUUUCGCCGAAACUGUAAGUCUUUUAAACAUCCUCAUCACCACACCCAUGACAACAGCGGAAUCAGAGAGGUGCUUCUCUACAUUAAACAGGAUAAAAACCUUCCUCAGGAAUACCAUGGCACAAGACAGGCUUAAUGCUCUAGCAAUGCUCUCCAUUGAAAAGAAGAUGGCACGUGGCAUUCAUGAUUUCAAUUCCAGGGUGAUUGAAAAAUUCGCUUCUCAGAAGGACAGAAGAGCAAAAUUCUUAUACAAAUAGGGACUUGCACCAUUUUUUGUGUCUAGAUGUGUGCAGCUGUGAAUGCAGAUACUGUAUUUGUUCAUAAUGUAAGAUCCAUGUACAUUCA
Molecule: messenger RNA, 2552 nt
Organism: Engraulis encrasicolus (European anchovy)
Lineage: Eukaryota; Metazoa; Chordata; Actinopteri; Clupeiformes; Engraulidae
Product: zinc finger MYM-type protein 1-like
Exons: 3
Coding region: 191-2464 (757 amino acids)
Molecular function (GO): protein dimerization activity
Source: RefSeq, a predicted model, not a curated record